This is a messenger RNA of Seminavis robusta, 1704 nucleotides long. Lineage: Eukaryota; Bacillariophyta; Bacillariophyceae; Naviculales; Naviculaceae. The record is from the annotation of a GenBank genome assembly.
CUUGUCUUCUGCGUCGUUUUAUCCGACAUCUCACCAAAGGUACCGGUAGCAUCCCAAUCCGUAUCAGAUCCUCCUGUAUGAAGUUGUUGUUUUGGACGCGUUUAUGAAUAAUGGAUCCAGAGGGUGCCGUAUUUGCGAAGGAAACUCUUGUUGGUUCUUGUGGCACUUGUCGGUAUGGAGUCAGUGCCAUGCAAGGCCACAGAGAUUCCAUGGAAGACGCCCAUAUUGCCACCGCGACAAUGCUGCCUCCAAACCAUGGCCUUUUUGUUGUUUUGGAUGGCCAUGGAGGCGACGAAGCGUCCGAGUUUGCCAGUGAGGAGUUAGCCAGAAUCUUGAGUGAUGACCCAAACUUUGUAGCCUACACUCAAAGAAUACAAGGGAACAACAAACAGAUGAAAAAUAAAAACAAGAUGAUGAAGGAAACGAUAGACCUUCUGGAGAAGGCAUUCACUCGCUCCUUUGUCGAAAUGGACCGAGAGUUGUACCUGAAUAUGUGUUAUGGGGAAGAAGCAGGUGCCUCUUCGGCUGGAAGUACCGCCGUGGCAACGUUGGUGACGCCAGAUCUGCUUGUCUGUGCCAAUAUUGGAGAUUCCAGGUGUGUUUUAGCCUCCAGCUCUACCUCUGCCCCAACGUCUGUGACUCCAUGUGCUUUGAGUGAAGAUCACACACCAGAUUUAGAGGCAGAAGAAAAACGCAUUUUAGACGCGGGUGGGAGUAUUGAAAUGGGACGUGUCGAUGGGGAAUUGGCAGUAUCCAGGGCUUUUGGGGACUUUGAAUUAAAAGAUAUCAACGGCUUGAUGAUGGACGAGUAUGAUCCCGAUGAUCCUGACGAUGUGGAUCAGCUCUUGGAGUACGCCAAACGACAAAAAGUAUCCGCAGUGCCCGAAAUUAGAGUUCACCAACGCAAUGUCACCACCGAUCGCUUUUUGGUAUUGGCAUGCGAUGGAAUUUGGGAUGUAGCAAGCAACGAAGAUUGUGUGGAAUGGAUUGCUGACAUAAUAUGGCAUCAAGGGCAGGAUGACAUGGGCAUCGUAUGUGAAAAGUUGCUAGAUAUUUGCCUGAAACAAGGGAGCAGAGACAACAUGACCAUCGCCAUAGUUUUGUUCGAAGGAGGCCAAAAGUUGCUUGUAAAGUCUGGCAGUGGUCGUGCAACCCGGAAGCGACGCUAACCUUUGAACAUGGGAUUGCGUUUUGAACAUUUUGGGGGGCAGGAACUCCAUUUUGAAGAUUGGGAUCAGUAGAAACAUGCAUGCAUGUUGUUCGAGGUAGAGCUGCAGGGAGGGGUCAACAACAUUAUCAUAGUCGGAGAUGAGGUGAAUGCCAGCUACCACACAAGAGCUUUCAGCCUUCAAUGGAUUUCUUCACGGUGGAAAAAGACACGCAAGUUAUCUGCAUUCUUAUAAUCAAAUUGUUGCUUCGCCUCAAAUUAUAGAUUGGCUGUGAAACCGCUCUUUGGGUGCUUUCAUUACUAAUAAACAGAAGGAACAAUCUUGUUUUCAUUUCUACUGAUAGGCUACCGGGAAGACUAAUCGUUGUAGCUACAUCUUGGCAUCAACGGAGGCACUUUUAAUUUCCAUGACUUGACUCACACCCGGGUAAGGAGGCAUCUUGGGAUGGAGAAGAGAGGUCAGAGCAAGAGAGAGACGUCAGCUUAUUCCUGCCCAUCUUUCGAGUAACACGUUAAUAACGGUAGCAAGAUCAACA